CAUGAAUAUAAUUGUGAUACCUUAAACCAUAUUUUCUUUACAUUUAAACUGUGUUUAAUUAUUAUUGUUAAAUUAAGCAAGAAAUUCACAAAUGCCUUCCGAAUUGCCCACAAAAUCUAGAAAGGUGCGAUUCGAUAAUGGAGCGCAUACCACGUCAGAGUGUAAUCACAAGAUUGGCGGAAAAUACAUACACCAUAAGCCUUCGCGGGCGUCGGAAGGCAAAGAAGUUACGAAAGUAGUGAACGGAACCGGGCUACGCGAAUUGAUCGUACCUUGCCCAGAUCCCCUGGAACCCCCCGUAAUCUGGCCCAUUUCCGAAUUCAAUAGAUUAAAGGCUCAAUCACGUGUGUGGACCAAGGAAGACAAACUGCAACUAAUCGAAGAGGCUCAGAGAAAAAAUGAAGCGAGAAGAAUCGAAAGCGAGAAGCGGGUGGAACAGUUGAGGAAGGCGCAAUUGGAACAGCGCGCGAAACCUGGCUCCAAAUUGUUUACGAACGAAGCGGAUGCCGCAGAUAAAAACUUGUACGUGCUUCAGCGCGCUUUUGAACUACGCCAAGAGCAGGAGGACGAAGUUAAGAACGCGAACGGAAUCAUUUUGGCGGCCAAAUGUUUGGCAAUUCGAAAAGCACAAAUUGUCGAGAAGGAGUUACUGCAUAAAGAACUCACUGAAGAAGAGCGCCGAUUGGACGGCAUGAUGGAACAAGAACGACAAAAAGCUUUAAAAGCCGAGGAAGAACGAAAGGCACUGAGGCACGUCAUUAACAAAAGGCACGUCGACGGUCUCUCGCAGCAGAUUCGUGGGAACGAGGUUCAGAGAAUGAUUGAAGUAGAAAACAAGGAGGAAGAGAGUCGCAAAAUUAACAAGGCAAUGAUCGCAAUGCAACGCGAAGACGCCGAGAACUUGCGAAGAAAGAAAUUAGAACAGGCCAAGGUGAGGGAAGAACUUCGUUUGGCCAACGAGAAUAUCGCUCAGUUCCGAAUUUUACAAAAAGAAGAAGAACGCAUAGCCACCUUACGAGUGCAGGAGUUCAUGCGUAAAAAAGCGGAGCGCGAAGCGGCGCGUGACGCCGAGUUAGCCGAAAUUCAAGCGGAGAAGAAUCGCGAAUUGUCACGAUUGCAAGCGGCACAGCAAAAGGCGAUGGACGAGCAGUCCGCCAAAGAUGAACUGAACGCGCUGCGCACGCAGGAGGAAGUCGAACGCGAAUGGAGGGAAAAAGAAAGAAAAGCUGCCGCCAAGCGGAAAGAGCAAUUGGAGAAUUUGAGGAUCGGCAGGGAGCGCCAGGUCGAAGAUAUUCGCAGAACUCAAGCUUUAGAAAUCCAAAAAGAUCGAGAGGAGUUCUCAAAAAUCGUUAGGGUGCAAAAGGAAUUGUACGAAAAGGAUUUGGAGAAACGGCGACGCAUUAAAGAGGCCGCGAUGCACCAUCGCAAGGAUUUGCUUAAGCAGGUGAACGAAAAGGAGUGCGAACGAAUUGAACAGCUGAAGGAGAAGUUUAAGGAGGGCAAGGCUUUGCUGCUCGAAAAGGAAGUGCGCGAGUUAAAUAUACGCGGUGUAAUUGAAAAGAAAAUUAAGCGGAUGAGAGACAAUAACGUUCCAGAAGGAGUUGUUAGAGACAUUGAGCGCCAGCUCAAAUUAGGAUAA
Messenger RNA from Photinus pyralis (common eastern firefly), 1639 nucleotides. RefSeq names its product cilia- and flagella-associated protein 45-like. Bases 92 to 1639 code for a protein of 515 amino acids. Lineage: Eukaryota; Metazoa; Arthropoda; Insecta; Coleoptera; Lampyridae. The record is from RefSeq and is a predicted model, not a curated record. The transcript has 2 exons.